This is a messenger RNA of Staurois parvus, 260 nucleotides long. NCBI's taxonomy places the organism in Eukaryota, Metazoa, Chordata, Amphibia, Anura, Ranidae. The record is from the annotation of a GenBank genome assembly.
UUAUGUACCCAUGCAGCCAGGGACAGACUGACCAUUCGGGCACUGCUGAAGGGCCCAUUCUCAGUAGGGGGCCCCAUGACAGUUUCCAAUGGAAUCUACCUAUCAAUCAAAGGCCUGAGUGUGGGCGGGGACACAGGGGGCUCCAUGAUCUCCUAUUUUCCAGGGGGCCCAGUGAGUUGUCAGUCCGCCCUGCAUGCAGCAUUAUAUUUGAAUAGUGUAAGAAGCCUUAUUGCUGCCCAAACACUAGUAGUACAGCUUUU